Molecule: messenger RNA, 2034 nt
Organism: Klebsormidium nitens
Lineage: Eukaryota; Viridiplantae; Streptophyta; Klebsormidiophyceae; Klebsormidiales; Klebsormidiaceae
Source: the annotation of a GenBank genome assembly
CUCAGAGUCAGAGGCUUCGUCUCCCAUUGUGGCGCUUCGUAGGCUGGAGCACAAGUUUUAGGCGCCUGCAAGUUCUCUUUGCGGAAGUCUCUUUUCCAUUCCCUGUCCAUUGGAGGCAAGCUUCUCCAGUCCAGCUGCCGGCCGCCCGUAGCUAGCUGAGAAGAUUGUGGAUCAGCCAAGGAAGUUGUAGUGCUUUAAUCGGAAUCAUUUAUUUGGCUGUUCUUAUCUGCAUCGAAGAGUUGAAGUUGUUUUCGUUCCGCAGCUUCGUACUUGGUGAGUACUUCACAUUUCCCAUGGCUGAUCCAGGUGACGUUGAAGCUAAGAAGAAGCCUGUAGGUAGGACAGACAGUAUGACGGGGAAACGACUGAGACUGAGCCAGAGGACACCCAAGACGGCAGCAGACCCUGAGGUGUUGCAGGUCGUGGAGAAGUUCGUUGAGAAAAGCGGGAGCCAGUUGGCAAACGGGUGGAAGCUGGGGAAGCAGCUGGGAAGGGGAAACCAAGGAGCGGUGUAUCUGCUGGAAGAUGAGGAUGGGAACGGUGCAGGCCGGGUUCUGAAGUUGGUCUGGAACAAGACAAAAGCUGCGAUUGUGGGAGGUUUUGUUCUGAUGGAAAGAGAGUGGGCCAUCGGCAGGAGACUGAACUUGCUCAAUGAAGAAGAUGGCUUCCUUGAAGGCUUCACACAGACCGGCUCCAAGAUCCUUGACAAGGACGGGUCCUUCCUGGGAACUGUGUUGGAGAAGCUGAACGGGAAGGGCGCUAAGAACAGACUAGAAGACCCCAAGUUCAAUGACAUCGACUACAUACUUGAGAUGAUGACAGAGGUUCUGAGGGCCCUUGACCGAGCCAGGUCGACCAUUGGCUUCAGGCAUGGGGAUAUGCAUAUUCGGAAUGUAAUGGAGCACAGGGUUGAGGAAGAGAGCGGGGGCCCUGAGUUGGAGACUGACAAGGUCUCUUUCAGAGUCAGAGUCAACCUGCGAGGCCUCCACUUCAAGAUCAUCGACCUUGGCCAUGCCGAAAUCAUUGAGGACCAAGCCGAUGACUAUGAGAAGAUAGUAAAGAAAAUGGAAGCAGACCCGCCGGAGUUGCCAAAGCUGAGUCCCGAGAAGGUGUACAGGGCAGCCUUUGUCAACCGGGAUGACGUCUGGCGCUUCGUUCGAUCCGUCAGCCAGUACCUUGGAGUGCGGGUAUGGCACGAGGAGGACAAGCUGAAAGUACAGCUGCUGCUGUCGAUCAUCAAGGAAAUAACAGGGAACAUUCACCGGGCCCACUUUGCGAUGUCGAACAAGGCUGGAGAGGCAAAGAGGACCAGCUGUGAGAAGGCAAUGUCGGUUGGGGGCACAUGCUUCACUUUCAAGUGGUUCAACGUAAACAUCCAUGCGUACUUCUUUCCCGGGCGUCCUACAAUCACGCCAAGGGAGGCCCUGGAUUUCAUUGAGAAACGGAAGAAAGAGCUCGGGUUGACAGACCGGGAACUCCACGUCAGCAAACAGGUCUGAGACGGGUGACUCCGCAGAAAGUUGCGUGUACAAUAAACCGGUCUGACCGAUGAACUGCCAAACCUGGGUUGUCACAUGGAAGGAAACGUCCUAUACUGACUACCGCCUUAUAGAUUAGUGAGCGAUACCCCAUCACCAAUCUGCUUGACCGACUGCCUGGCAAAGUAAGCCUUUUAUAUAUUGCUUUACUUUAGUUAGUUAUGAUCGGACUAAGUGCUAACUUAAGUGACUACUUCAUCACGAGUUGGCUUAUAUACUAUAGGACGUAGUUGUAGUGAGGGCCGGCGAGCGGAACGAUGCAACGCGCGCUCAAGUUGAAAUUUGAGAUACUUAGAUUGACAAAUGCGAGUAAUUAAUCAACGUAUAUUUAAUAUAUGAACAGCGCGUUAUGAACGUACAUACAAAUCUAACUAGGCAAAUCAACUUUUGUUGAACUGACAAUUCGGAUCGUCCGAAUUCGCCGGCCCCCCCACAUGUGACAGGCCCGCGCCUAGCAAGGACUGUUUUUCCGUUACUGUUUCCAAGCUGACGCGCU